ACGAGGCUGCAUAAACAUACCAUCACAAGAACAUUCCCGCCGGAAGAAGAUUUUUGGACUAGGAAAUCUGUGGUCGUGUAACAUCAAUCGCAUGGAAAACAACAUUUGUAAGCUUAAUUUGAAUGUCAUCUUUCUGAAAACCCCAGGACCAUAAAUCUAAAGCUGUCAGUCAGAAAGAAUUUCGCAUUUUAGAAGUGGGAUGUACAUGACAUCUUCGAGAACUCAUCAUGGCCUCCCCCGCCAACUCAACUUCGCUGCCUGAUUCGGAUUAUGGGGCUGCUACUGGCGACCCUGGCAGUUUGGGGGAGGAGGAUGGCGAUUUCCAGGGCCCUCACAAUUGGAGGCAACGUCUGAAACCCGUUAAAAGUAGAAGUAAAGAUGGAGAAGACGAGGCGACUGAAGAGGAUCUCAACCCCACCAGCCCUUCAGAGAGUAUUUUGAAAGAUGAGAAAAAGCCACCCAUCCUGGCCAAGGAAGAACGACUGGAUGAUGGGCGGAUCAGAGAGCGACUCAAGUCCAUGCCGGCCUGGAAGAAAGAUCUGCUGGAAAAGAAGAAAACAAGACCUUCGUACACGCGACACAGCAACGGAUCAGCAGCAUCUGUGGCUCCAUCACAGAUUCCCCUAAGCAUAUCAAGUGGAUUAAAGAGAAGAAACACGAACCCCGGAGCAGAGUCUGCCUUCACGCAGCAAGUUGUCAACUCACAGCCGAUUCUCUCUGGGGUUCCUCGCAAGAAAGUCUCACCUUCCAAUUCCUUUCGUCAACCCACACCGGGUCAACCAGUCUCAGGUCGGCGUAACCUAUCCAACCCUCUAAUCGACCCAGCCCCCAAUAGUGAGCUGUCCAAGAAACGUAUCGAGCGGGUGCAGCGCGUUCGGCUCUACCUGCUCCAACAAAUGGGCCCAAAUUCCUUCCUCAUCGGCGGGGACUCACCAGACCACAAGUUCCGUGUUAUUAUCGGACCGCAGACCUGCAGCUGUGGACGUCACCCCCACUGUGUCCACGUGCUGUUCGUCAUGCUGAGGGUGUUCCAAGUCCGACACAACGACAACUGCCUCUGGAGCAAGACACUUAAAAACUAUGAAGUGGAAAAUUUAUUUCGAAUCUACCAUGACCGACGGUCAUCCCGUAUACACAGUCGUCGACUGGAAAAAGAGAGAAAGAAAGAAACAGCGCAACAACAAGAAGACACUGUCAACAAUUCAGCUGAAAACACCAGUCUGCCCUCAGAGAGUGACACGGGCAGUAUGCGGGAAGAGGAGGACACAUGCCCCAUCUGUCUCCUCGAAAUGCUGGAGGGAGAGAGUCUACUGAAGUGUGAGAACGGCUGUCACAACCGUCUCCACCAUCACUGUAUAGCCAUAUGGUUCGAGGAGUGUAGGAGACAGAAUGAACCUCUCAUCUGCCCCCUGUGCCGAGCCCAGUGGAAGACAAUGACAGUCGAAAUAAAGAACACUCCAGCAGACUCUGACCCCCCUGAUGCACCCCCCAACACCCGUGCCCCUUCCCCCCAGGCUGUACAGGAGAGUGAACUGCGCCUCCCCCAUGCUGAACCCAUUCCUAGAGACAACCUACCCACAGCAGAGCCUUGGAUACAGGUUCUUGGAGAAGAUCUUGUCUCAUGCUUGUUUUCUCGGAACUGGUCUAUUCGAGAGACUGGUCUGAAGCAUCUAAGCAAGGAAGUCAUCGCAACACUACUUCGUGGGAUGGGUGAGGGACGUUCAGGCGUGCUUAUCUCCCCUGACCGCCAGGCCACGACCCAGCAGAUGCUGGACACCUGCUCCAAGGUUCUGGCCUUCAUGUGUGGGGAUCCCGUCUACAGAGUCUUUGUGGCCAGCUUGAGAGCUAUGCGCACCAUGUUAUCAUACACGCCAUGCCGAGACAAACAACAACAGCAGCGUUUACAAAAUCUCCUGCGGCCAAUUGUAGAUGCCAUUGUCAUCAAGUGUACAGAUGGAACCAAACGAACGAGUCAGCUGUCUGUGUCCACGCUGGUGGAGCUGGCCAAGGGUCAGUGCGGGGAGUUGGCUGUAGGCAGAGAAAUCCUGAACCCAGGUCCCAAAGGCCUGGAUGGUCUCAACUAUGUGCUCAAGUGUGUAACAGAAGAAUACAGCGUGGACAGCGUGCAAUGGCAAUGGCUGCUAGGGAGACUCUACAUCAUCGAGAGACUCCUGGAGGAGUUCCCUCAAGACUUCCUCCCAAGAGAGAUAGAGGGCGCUUCGGAUGCCAGUCCCGACACCAGCGUCCCUGAUGAGGCGGGGGCAUCAGCUGCUGAAGGUGUGCGACAGACUGACACUUCGCUCAGACUCCUCUCUGUUGCCAGGUUCUCUGUGAAGGCUGUUUGUAAUGCUCAUGUUCGUAUUUCUCGUAUGGCCCGCAGGGUGUUCCUGUUGACGGCUAAACUCGGUGCUCAUCUUCACUCCAUUGUUACUGAGCUGGAGGAUCUCCUCUCAGACAUCGACUCAACUUCUGUGAUAUCCGUGAAACGAAAAUUAGCAAGAAUAAUCAACGAUUUUCAAUUGUCUGAAAAGAUUGUACAAGAAUUGCAACAUGGCUCAAAGAAACAUUUCCAUGCGGAUGUUGAUUCCCCCCUUGGUUCCCCCAACGAAUCUCCCGUCUCCACCCCCAGGUGCCCCUCCCCUGCCACGUAUUGCUCUGAAAGCCAGAGUGAGACCGGUGCCAAAUCAGUCCCCUCAUGUCCGCCCAACACACCCACCCACAACCGCUCAAGGAGAAAGAAAAGAUCCAUACCCCGCCGAAUUACUAGAGACUCGGUACUAUUGGCUAAAUCACAGCAUGCAAAGCUUCAGGAUGAAGGUGAAGAUUCCCAUGAUGCUCAAACAACUAACAAUGCAGCAAAGUCGGAUGCAGUUCCUCUAAUCUGUGUUACAUCAUCCACAAGUAACCAGAAACCUGUAGAACCACAAAAGCCAGAAGCAGACGACAGUCUCCUUGCACAGAAAGACUCAUUAAGCAACACUGUGGCUGACUUCGAUGAGCACAUCUCACUAUGUGAUGAGGAAGGAGCUACCCACAACUCUUGCAUUCACCGUUCGGUCCCAGGGUGUUGUAGCACAUCCCCUGGGGAGGAGGAAGCCAUUCCAGUGGGGUCAGCAGCAGCUCCCAACACCCCUGAGCAUGCUCCCCACUUCCACACUGCCGAUCAGGAAACAAUGAGUAGUGAUGACCUCCUGGACAUCAACGGAACAUCAUCUCCAGACACGCCCAGUGAGAUGCCAGUGUCGUUCAAGUCAGAAGUCGCCGAAUCUCCCAAGACCUCACCUAGCCAUACUGCUGAUCAAGCACUGAGGCACACACAUACCCACCAUGAUGACAAGUGUUCAUGCAAGGAGGAGGUGGAGAGGGAGGAGGCGGAGGCACUGGCUCGCGCUAUGGCCGUGUCGGAGAGGCAGGAUCCAUGCCCUGUAGUCCCAGGGCUCACACCCACAGCUAGAGAGGAGGUCCUCACAAUACGGAUACAACCAGAGGAUGGGAGCAGUACCAGCACGGAGUCCGAUCAGCCGUCUAUCUACUACGAGAACAUUCACUGGGUGAAGGGGCCACUGCUAGGGACGGGAGCCUACAGCACCUGCUACCAGGCGCGCGAUGUACGCACAGGGGUGCUCAUGGCAGUCAAACAGAUUUCGUUCUGCCGGAACAGCCCGAUGGAACAGGAGAAGGUGAUUCAGGCAAUAGCGGAGGAGGUGCAGAUGAUGGCCAGGUUGGCCCACCCCAACGUUGUCCGCAUCUUCGGCGCCACCAAACAGGGAUGCCACUUCAACAUGUUCGUGGAGUGGAUGCCAGGCGGAUCUCUGACCUAUCUCCUCGGUAGAUACGGGUCUUUCUCAGACGAGGUGAUAGCAAACUACACCAGGCAGAUCCUUCAGGGUCUCGCUUAUCUCCAUGACAAUGGCAUUCUUCAUCGUGAUCUCAAAGGAGCUAACUUGCUGGUGGACAGUACAGGGCAGCGGUUGAGGAUAGGAGACUUCGGAGCAGCAGCACGGUUAGCAUCUCAAGCUACGGGUGCAGGAGAGUUUCAGGGUCAGUUGCUCGGCACGAUCGCCUUCAUGGCACCAGAGGUGUUGCGAGGCGAGAACUAUGGCCGUGCCUGUGAUGUGUGGAGCGUUGGCUGUUGCAUGAUCGAAAUGGCCACCACCAAACCUCCCUGGAACGCUCCUGAUGUAUCAAAUCAUCUAGCUCUUAUAUUCAAGAUUGCAUCAUCUGUUGAAUCUCCUCCAAUUCCCGAGAACUUGUCCCCAGCAGUGAGAGACCUGAUGCUGCGAUGUCUGGAGCAGAGCUCUGAGUUCCGCCCCAACGCCAGGGAGCUGCUGAUGCACCCUCUCUUCACCCAGUACAAGAAGUCCUGACUGCCUUCUGUGCCAAGUCUAAUGACGGCCUCCAUUAUGAUGCCUAUAUUCAUGUCUACAUGACAUUCUCGUGCCAUAACUUGUUACAGUGUCUUGUGAUGUUGUCCCCUGAUAACUAUCAGGAGUGUCAUUGUCAGAUCGUCAUGUCAUGUCAGUGACUUAUCACAAGGUCAUGCUGUACUGAGCGAUGGUGUAUUCAUGACAUGGUCAUGCAAUGUUUGCUGCAUGACGCUGUCAUGAGAAGUGUCAGUGUCUGCAUGACACGCUGACCUCUUGUUCAGGGAUUGACGACUUUCUACUGUUGCAGGGCAUUCAAUGAGAUAACUUUGUAUAUUUGAGGGGGAUAAAUACCAAAUUUCAUGACUAAGAUCCAUAAUUAGGACAUACUUAUGAGUGAUGAUACUUUGACUGUGAUGCAGGUAGCUUCAGCAUUGUAUAUGAAUGCAACCAGCAGCCUCCAACACUGGUAAUACUACACAAUGAAUUUCGUACAUCACCAUCUACAAUGCUGCAGCAAGAGAAUUGAUGGACUGGUUUUGGUCUGUGUAUUAGGUCACAGUCAAAGUGUCACAAGCUCUGAUAGUAAGCCUGGUUAGGGUCUUACAUCAUCUGAUCUGUGAUGGCGUAAAUGUAAAACCACUGCCGGACAGUGGUCAUCUGUAUAUGGAGAAUUUAUCAUGGAUAUAAAUUUAUAAAGCGGUGUACAUGAUGCAACUUAGUGCACCCACAGGCUGGGCUGCACCGCAUGUACAUUGGAGACAAGCACCUGCUGUCGUUGAGACAACACAGGGCUGUUCACACACAUCUGCACCCACAGGCUGGGAUGCACAGUGUGACGUUAAGGACAUGCGCCUGUUGUCACAGGGACAAAACAGGGCUGUUCACACAUAUUAUCAUGAUCAUUGAUCAGCAACCCAAAACGGGUACGUUAACCAAGAAAUGGCAUAAUGCUUUGCCACGACCGAAAGGUUCUUGAUGCAGCAUGUUCCGACAGCUAAGAACUGUCAUGGGACGUCUUAACAAGAACUUUUGCACCUAUGCCGCUAAGUAAGUUAUUUAACUGACUUUCAAGCUGCAAAAGUGAAUUUCGAUUGGGAGAAGAUAUCUUCUCCUGCGACUUUUAUCCAGGCCUCCUAAGGGAAAGCUACGGAUCACUCACCAUAUUGCUGACUGUAUUACUGAAGCCUUUAUGAAGUUGCUACAGACUACAUACCUAAACACUUGAAACAAGUGCCAAACCUGUGUGUGGGAUAUGUCCAGUGUGAUAGAUUACGUGGUCAGUUCGGGGACAAGUCAAUAAUGAAGUAACAAAGCAUUAUGUGUCUACUGUUCCACCUCAUACCAUUGGUGUUUCUAGCUUUACAAGCAGAGAACAUUUGUCUCUUAUACAAAAGCUGAGAACUUUAAUCUUACCUAAGAAUAUGUGUUUAUCUGACAGCAUUGAUGUCUGUAGCUAAACAUCACUGGGAAGUAUCAAUGAAAUAAACCAGUAUAUAAACAUUGACACUAGUAUUUGCCAACGGUUGUAGCACAUUAAUCUGUAGAAAUGACUAUUAGUAUAUUUCAUAGAUUUUAAAAGUGUUGCAGUAUUUUAAGAUGCAAAAAAUACAUAUCUCAUGUUUAUAAAUGAAUUAUCUAUUACGAAGAUUAUUAUGAAAUCUAACAAACUUUUAAUAUAUAUUUUAUGGAGAUAAGUAUGUAUAUUUAUAUAUCUAUAUUUACUAUAGUAUAGUAUAGGCUGGAACAUCAAUGUAGCUAGUCACAAUAGUUUUAUAGCUCCUGAACAGUCUCAGUGCCUACCAUUACUGAAGGCACGAUUGAAUCUGUGCCUUGAACAACUAUUUUUUAUAUCUUUAUACAAUGGCGCCUAAAUGCAGACUCUCCCAUAGGAGUAUCAUGAAUGCAAAUUGCAAGUGAUUGUCGCAUAAUUUCCCAAUUGUGUGUUCAAAUUCACCUUGUAUUUUACCAGUAGUGUUCAAGUAAGACAGCUUACCAAAGUUUUGUGGUGGGUUUGGUAAUCUUUGGAAACAUUCAGUCUGCAUUUAUGGAAUAUUUUCUCAAAGACUGCAACAUUUUGUGGUAAGCCUGCAUGGGUCGUUGUCUUAAUAAUGCAUAAUGACCGUUUACCUAUGUUGUACUUUACACCCGAUCUGUUCAAUUGUUCACAAUGGUUUUUUCCUGAAAUGGUUACUCUGGAUGUCUGUCUCUCCUCUGCUGCCUUGUGCACUUAUGAUAGCAGUGUAUAUAAAUCACAUCAUUUCUCUCCACUAGCAGGUGCUCUCAAUACUUACUAUGCAGGGCUGGCCUUACAACCUUCUACAGGACAAGUCACUAGAAGUGAGAGAUGUACAUUUGUCCUGGCCUGAAGGAGGGUGAAAGGGCAGACUCACUUACUAUUCCAUCUAGAAAUGAUUCCAUGUAUGUAUCAGGGGUUUUAUACUAUAGCGAGGCAGCAGUGCCAGGGGGCUAAGUGUUUCCUUUGGGAGUAACGUCUGUGUGCAUGUGUGAGAGCAUGUGAGAAGAGGUGUGUACGUGUUCUAUGUAGUGAUGUCUUCAUUGUGUACUUGUACUAGGUGGCUGCUGGUACAAUGGUCAAGAUGGUCGGUAAAUAUCAUAAUUAACUUGAAGUCUUAUCGUAACUAGUCUUACCGUAACUUCAACUUUGUUUACAACUGAUCAAUGAAACAUUUGUUCUUUCUGUUCAGUAAUGAGAAGAAAGUAGGGCUAGAAUGCACUUUACCGGGCGCAGCCCUCGCUGCUUACUGCGGGGCAAUUAUCACGCUAUAGCCCUACCACACUGUCUCGCUAUAUCACGGUAAUUGCUCCGUCUCCCUUCACUUGCAUCUUUAGAGUCAAACAACCCUUUACGAUCCUUAAGUUUAGGGUUAGGGUAUGGCACCCUUCACGAUCCUUAGGGUUAAAGGUAAAUCCAGAGGGGGGAAACUCCUCCUUCCUUUCAAUAAAAUCAACAGCAACAUUGGCCAAGUCAAGUUGUUUUGACUUGUGAAUCAUGUGCAAUCAAUCCCGUUUUUGUUUUCAAAAUUAGUUUUCCAAAUCUGCUACCCAUAUAUUCUAGGUCAUCAAAUUUGGAAGUUGUUAGUGGAUAGCCAUUGCUGUCAUGUUUUUGGAUUUAAUUUGUAAUGUUUCUGUAUUGUUGAAAGAAGCUGGCUAUAAUUAAUCACCAGGUGUUCUUAGAAAGAUUAUAGACAUUCUAUAUAUGCUGAUAGUUUAUCCUAUACCUGUCUAAAACAUCAACAUGUAUUCCAUGUUUUACUGACGGAAUUCUGAUUCUUCAAAAUGCAUAUCCAACUGUUUCUAUAGGUCAGUUCCUGUUGACCGGCAGCCAUCAGGUCUGUGACUGUAACUGCCUUUCUAAAAGGUGUCAAUGUGUGUGUGCUUGUGCCUUUUUAGCUAAAGACAAUGUGAUGUAGUUUUCUCACUUUUAUACCAAGGCAAUCAGAAUCAAGGUGCCCCUUGUCAGGUGAUGUCAGGAUUUCAAUGUGGCCAGUAGAGUACACACUAUGGGUGUUAUAUGUUCAGAUGUGAUAUAUAUAAUAUCUCCCUAGGAACGUUGUGCUCCUAUAUGAUUCUUUAACUGAUCAUUGGUCUUAAAAUCCUGACAUUUCCAUGACAUGGGAUGAAGACCUUACAAGAUUUGUACUUAAUGAAGACCAUCUAAACAUUUAUGGUCAACCAUUUGAUAUGGCCUUUGUAACCGCGGCGAUUAAUGUGACAUGGUAUCAUUGUGUUUGUCACAGUAAAUUGAUUGCCAAGUACCAAACAAUUUCAACCACAGAACAUAUAUCAGGGCGCCAAAAAGUGGAAAUAUCAAGCUAUUUCUGCUCUUGACAAGAUGUUGGUUGACCCAGGUGUCAGGUCAAGGUCACAAUCUAGCUCUCUGAAUGAGGUCAGUGGGGCUUAUCUGGCCAUUGAUAAGAUGAAUGACGAAACAUAUUUGCCGAGAGUUGCUUACUUGUGUGAACAUUAACACAAUGGGACUCCAUGAUCAGAGGUGACCUUUUGACCUUGAUGAUCUCCACAAGUGUGUCGUGUGAGAAACUAUAUAUCUCAAAAGUGCUACAAUCAUAUCAGAGGAUUUUUUUUUUUACUGUGUUGAAUGUAGUUUGGCUGCAAGUUUUUAUUUUCGGUUUUUAGAUGGUUGUGAUUGUUAAAGUCUGAGUUUUAUAUAGUGGCAGUUUUGAUUUAUUUUGACUGAAAUUCAUAUCAGUAAUUUGCUAUCACAUUUGAACAUGCCUUUGCCUUUAUGAUGAAAUUUUACAACUUCAUAAUUGAUGUCAGCAAUAAAAGCAUCAAACAGAA
Haliotis rubra (blacklip abalone) is the source of this 8687-nucleotide messenger RNA. Its product is annotated as mitogen-activated protein kinase kinase kinase 1-like. Gene Ontology annotation, molecular function: zinc ion binding; ATP binding; protein kinase activity. The record is from RefSeq and is a predicted model, not a curated record. Gene Ontology annotation, biological process: protein phosphorylation. Lineage: Eukaryota; Metazoa; Mollusca; Gastropoda; Lepetellida; Haliotidae.